Molecule: messenger RNA, 2415 nt
Organism: Antrostomus carolinensis (chuck-will's-widow)
Lineage: Eukaryota; Metazoa; Chordata; Aves; Caprimulgiformes; Caprimulgidae
Product: bifunctional heparan sulfate N-deacetylase/N-sulfotransferase 1-like
Cellular component (GO): Golgi apparatus
Molecular function (GO): heparan sulfate N-sulfotransferase activity; deacetylase activity; hydrolase activity
Source: RefSeq, a predicted model, not a curated record
AGUGUUUUCAUCUCUGCGUAUUAUUUAUAUGGGUGGAAAAGGGGCUUGGAGCCCUCUGGGGACGUGGCAGGGCCAGACUGCGACGAGCCCAAGGUCGCCCCUUCCCGCUUGUUACCGUUGAAGACCCUCAAAGUGGCUGACUCCUCCCGCACGGACCCCUUGGUGCUGGUUUUUGUGGAGAGCCUCUACUCCCAGCUGGGCCAGGAGAUUGUGGCCAUUUUGGAAUCGAGUCGCUUCAAAUACAGGACAGAGAUUGCCCCGGGGAAGGGGGACAUGCCCACGCUGACUGACAAGGACCGGGGACGCUUUGCUCUCAUCAUCUAUGAGAACAUCCUCAAGUAUGUCAACCUGGAUGCCUGGAACCGGGAGCUGCUGGACAAGUACUGUGUGGAGUAUGGCGUGGGCAUCAUUGGCUUCUUCAAGGCCAACGAGAACAGCCUACUGAGCGCCCAGCUGAAGGGCUUCCCCCUCUUCCUCCACUCCAACCUGGCGCUGAAGGACUGUAGCAUCAACCCCAAGUCGCCCCUGCUGUACAUCACACGCCCCAGCGAGGUGGCGAAGGGUGUGCUCCCCGGGGAGGACUACUUUAACCACUCCACUUACGAGCCGGUCCUCCUGGCCAAGACCAAGUCAGCCGAGUCCAUCCCGCACAUGAGCGUGGACGCGGCGCUGCACACCACCGUGAUGCAGGACCUGGGCCUCCACGACGGCAUCCAGAGGGUGCUUUUUGGCAACAACCUCAACUUCUGGUUGCACAAGCUCGUCUUCGUGGACUCUGUCUCCUUCCUGACAGGCAAGAGGCUCUCCCUGCCCCUCGACCGCUACAUCCUGGUGGACAUUGAUGACAUCUUUGUGGGCAAGGAGGGCACACGCAUGAAGGUGGAAGAUGUCAAGGCGCUGUUCAACACGCAGAAUGAGCUGCGCACCCACAUCCCGAACUUCACCUUCAACCUGGGAUACUCAGGGAAAUUCUUCCACACGGGUACCGAUGCUGAGGAUGAAGGUGAUGACCUGCUGCUGUCCUACGUGAGGGAGUUCUGGUGGUUCCCCCACAUGUGGAGCCACAUGCAGCCUCACCUCUUCCACAACCAGUCGGUUCUUGCCGAGCAGAUGACCUUAAACAAGAAAUUCGCUGUCGAGCAUGGCAUCCCCACUGACAUGGGGUACGCCGUGGCCCCCCACCACUCGGGCGUGUACCCCGUCCACGUGCAGUUGUACGAAGCUUGGAAGCAGGUUUGGUCAAUCAAAGUGACGAGCACAGAGGAGUACCCCCACCUGAAACCUGCUCGCUAUCGCCGUGGCUUCAUCCACAAUGGCAUCAUGGUACUCCCCCGGCAAACCUGCGGCCUCUUCACACACACCAUCUUCUACAACGAGUACCCCGGUGGUUCCAGUGAACUGGACAAAAUCAUCAACGGGGGUGAACUGUUCCUGACUGUGCUCCUCAACCCCAUCAGCAUUUUCAUGACCCAUCUGUCCAAUUACGGCAAUGACCGCCUGGGCUUGUACACCUUCAAGCACCUGGUCCGCUUCCUCAACUCCUGGACCAACUUGAAGCUGCAGACGCUGCCUCCUGUGCAGCUGGCACAUAAAUACUUCCAGAUCUUCUCCGAGGAGAAGGACCCGCUGUGGCAGGAUCCCUGUGAAGACAAGCGGCACAAAGACAUUUGGUCCAAAGAAAAGACGUGUGACCGGUUCCCAAAGCUUCUCAUCAUUGGCCCUCAAAAAACAGGAACGACUGCCCUUUAUCUCUUCUUGGGGAUGCACCCAGACCUGAGCAGCAACUACCCCAGUUCAGAGACCUUCGAGGAGAUACAGUUCUUCAAUGGACACAACUAUCACAAGGGCAUCGACUGGUACAUGGAGUUUUUCCCCAUCCCCUCCAACACCACCUCUGACUUCUACUUCGAGAAAAGUGCCAACUACUUUGACUCAGAAGUGGCUCCUCGGCGAGCUGCGGCCCUGCUCUCCAAGGCCAAAGUCAUCACCAUCCUCAUCAACCCUGCAGAUCGAGCCUACUCCUGGUAUCAGCACCAGCGAGCUCAUGAUGACCCGGUUGCCCUGAAAUACACCUUCCAUGAGGUGAUCACGGCUGGACAGGAGGCUGCUCCGAAGCUCCGGACCCUGCAGAACCGCUGCCUGGUGCCGGGCUGGUACGCCACCCACAUCGAGCGCUGGCUGAACAGCUACCACGCCAACCAGAUCCUGGUCCUGGAUGGCAAGCUGCUCCGAACAGAACCCGCCAAAGUGAUGGAGACAGUCCAGAAAUUCCUCGGCGUGACCAACUUCAUCGAUUAUCACAAGACCCUGGCGUUUGAUCCGAAGAAAGGAUUCUGGUGUCAGCUUCUGGAUGGAGGGAAAACAAAAUGCUUGGGAAAGAGCAAAGGGAGGAAGUAUCCCGAGAUGGAUUCGGAU